GGGACAAAACAGGUUCCACGGGACCCACGCGUUUCUUUACCCUAACCUUUCCACUGCUCCAGCGAAGGCACUCAGCCUCCGCCAUUUCUUCAUCUCCAAUCUCCAUCCUUCCAUCUUCCGCUCCCUCCCCUGCUUGCGCUCGGCACGCAGGCGACCUCGGCGGCGCUCGGGCUCGGUCUCUCAGCGACGGCGUCAGCAGAUUCCCCUCCUGCCUCUCGCCAGUCCCCUCGCCACUGGUCCUCUGCGAACCGGCCGGUGACUCUGCGAAACUAUUCCAGCACAGGUACCCAAGUAUGGCGGCAAGACGCAAUGUUCGGUACUCGCCUCUUCCUUCAGAGGACGGGGAUGACAGCAAUUUUAUUAAAGAAGAUGUUGACCUCCGAUACACUUACACUCCGAAAUCGUACAGAAGGAUCCCAUGGAAGUCAAUUGCCCUGGCAUUGUUCCUCCUCCUCCUAGGAACUUCACUUCUCUUUCUUUCUUACUUCAUAUUCACAGGUCACAUGGAGGGUGAUAGUUCUCAGGCAUAUGGUCUCUUGUUCCUGGGUUUCCUUUCCUUUCUUCCUGGUUUCUACGAGACUCGAGUUGCUUACUAUUCAUGGCGGGGAGCACCAGGGUACACUUUUGCAUCCAUACCAGAUUAUUAGCCUUUCAGUUUGCGCUGCUGAUGCAGUAAGGAUAAUGAACAAGCAAACAACUUCAAACUUUCCUUGGGAACCAAUUUUAGUGAUAAAAGAGUUAAGCAUGCAUAUGUAGUGGCUCAAAUGAUUGUUGUGUUUAUAGGAUGUUAUUGCUUCGUCGGUCAGUAAAAGAAUAAUUCCUUGUGAUAUUGUGUAAGAGCAAAGGUUGAUUUUGCAAUUUCUUGGUAUUUCCUUGUCAAAUAUAACAGAAAUUAGUGCCACCAGUAUGUGUUUGUGUGAUGGUAUCUGUUGAUGAAGAUAGACUAUGUACUCCAUUUGGGGCUUUGGAGUAUGUA
Molecule: messenger RNA, 976 nt
Organism: Zea mays
Lineage: Eukaryota; Viridiplantae; Streptophyta; Magnoliopsida; Poales; Poaceae
Exons: 3
Coding region: 294-647 (117 amino acids)
Cellular component (GO): endomembrane system
Source: RefSeq, a predicted model, not a curated record